AUCGCCGCCUCGUGUGUGUUUCGUGCAACAACGAUGAUGCUCUUCGCUGACGGUCUCAAAGUGUGGCACGUCCAGGCCGCUGGCCUGGCGUUCCUUGGCGGACUUGCGACCGUGAUUGAGCGCCGUGCCGCCAUGCGCGGCUGCAACCGCGAGCCCAUGCCAGCAUGGUUUGACCGGUUCCUUCGCAUCGCUUUCCUUGGCAUCCUGGCCGCCCCGACGUGCUACACACUGGACACGACCAUCAUGCCGUUUCCCAUCUGCAUCCCUGCUCUCUUGCUGUACAUGAUUCCCUACUCCGACCUCUGUGAGCAACACGGCGGCCGCACCACCCUCCGCGCGCGCAAGUGGGCACUGUUCAAGUGGCUUCGCAAGCGCUUCCACGUGCAGCUCGUCAAGACAGCUGACCUGAACCCCGACCAAUCGUACAUCUUUGGCCUCCACCCGCACUCUGUCCUUCCCUUUGGCGCCAUGAUCGCCAUUGGCGACGAGACCGAGGACUCGCAGUUCAAGAAAUUGUUCCCCGGCAUUGACUUCCGCACGCUCGCCGCCACCUUCUGCUUCUACGUCCCCGUGUAUCGUGACAUCCUCCUCUGGGGUGGUGUUGUUGACGCUGCGCGGUACAGCGCCAAGCGCAUCCUCAACAUGGGCCUCUCCCUCGCCCUCGUCCCCGGCGGCGCAACGGAGGCACUGCACUGCCAUCCGGAGAAGGACGUCGUGUACCUGAAGAACAGACGCGGGUUCAUCAAGCUCGCGCUUGAGACAGGCAGCCACCUCGUCCCCGUCUUCUCGUUCAACGAGAACAACACAUACGACCUGAUCGGCAUCGACAACCCCCUCAUCGACAAGCUGAAGAACAAGUUCCAGCGCGUGUUUGGCAUCUCGCUGCCGCUGAUCAAGAACGUGCUGCCGAAGGAGUGCCACAUCACGACAGUUGUCGGCGCCCCGAUCGCCGUCCCAAAGAUCGAGGACCCCUCGAAGGAGCAGGUCCAGCAAUACCUGAACCAAUACAUCGAGGCGCUGCGCAAGCUGUACAACGACAACCGCGAGAAGUACAACAUCCCCAAGACGAAACCGCCACUUGAGAUCAUCUGAGCCAAACUGCCAACUCUCUGCCCCGCGUCCGCUAUCCAAGACGCCAUGAUCAUGUGUCCGCAUGUGUCCGCGCACAUGCAUACUUACAUACCCAUACACUCACUGGUUGCAUUGCCAGCGUUACGUGCCCCCUUUCACUGUGUGUUUUGUGGCGUGCCAAGUUGCUGUCAUGUGCACCAGCCCAUUGCCUCUUUACCGUGUCUUUGUGUGGCCUGCUGUUGCUGUUCCCUCCCCCUACCACCACCACCACCACCACCCAUUCUGCUGUCUCUUCUUGAGCUGCUGCAUGUCUCUUCAUGGAUCCAUUAUUAGAUUGUGAGGAUAUAACACAAUGGCAG
Messenger RNA from Salpingoeca rosetta, 1430 nucleotides. RefSeq lists its product as uncharacterized. Gene Ontology annotation, molecular function: diacylglycerol O-acyltransferase activity. The transcript has 14 exons. Bases 34 to 1092 code for a protein of 352 amino acids. Gene Ontology annotation, biological process: triglyceride biosynthetic process. The record is from RefSeq and is a predicted model, not a curated record. Lineage: Eukaryota; Choanoflagellata; Craspedida; Salpingoecidae. Gene Ontology annotation, cellular component: endoplasmic reticulum membrane.